AGUCUCGUGUCACAUUUUAUAUAACUUCCACAGAGAGCCUUCGAGGUCCGACUGAGAACAACCCAGACCUUCUGGUUCUUUCCCUCCCAUUUUCCAAUUCACAUUCACAACAACUUUCUCAGUGAUCUAGGUGGACCUCUAAAGAAUCUGUAGUUUUCUAAAUACGGUAAUAUUUUUUCCCUUGACGUGGAAUGUUCUGAUGAAUGAAGAGAGUUCACGCAAUAUGCAGAGGGAAAGAGAAGGUUCAAACGAUUUUUUCAGGGAGUCUGGUUUUGAAAGAAGUAUGUUUCCUAGUCUUUUUGGCGGGAGGAGCCCAUUUGAUGAUCCCUUUUUCUCUCGCCCGCUUGGAAGCUUGUUUGAUUCUAGUAUGUUCAAUCCUAGUGCUGCUUGUGGUGCUGCUCAGGACAGCUUCAUAGAAAAGGGUAUUACCAUAGAAGAAUUAAACUCUGAUGAUGAGGAGGAACAAGGAAACAAGGGCCCUGAGGACAACAAUGAAAAUGACCGAAAUCAAGGCGAGGCAAGCAGAGGACCAUCGGUUGAACAUCCAGAUGAUAUGGUUAAUGAGAGGGAAGGCAAUGUGAUACUUCGGAAUGAGCCUUAUAAGAUGGAAAGGCCACAGCCUCAGCUUCAUAGGUACAAUGUUCAGACUUGCAAAGUCACUUACGGUGGUGUAGAUGGAGCAUAUUACUCCUCUACAAGAACUAGGAGGGCAGGCAGUGAUGGGGUAGUCAUUGAGGAGACCAAAGAAGCAGACAAAACAACUCGUCAAGCAGCACAUAAGAUCUCAAGAGGAAUUCGUGACAAGGGUCACUCUGUCACAAGAAAGCUUAAUGCUGAUGGUAAGGUGGAUACAUCGCAAACCUUACACAAUUUGAAUGAAGAUGAGCUUGCUGGAUUUGAAGAAGCUUGGAAUAGUAAUGCCAAAGGUGGCAUGGCUGGCUGGAGAGAUAGAUUUGAUAUGCAUGGUUCUGGUAGAAGUGAACAAAAGGGAGACUCUUUCAUGGCAGGUUGGCUCCUACCUUCUUUAGAAGGCACUCAAAAGACCAGAGGUACGGCACCACAUAACGAAGCCAGAGCCAAAAAAGUUGUCAGAAUCAAUAUAGAAUAAAGUUUCUUCCAUAUGAUAGUGAGACUCUACUUUUACCAUAGAGUUAAUCCAAUCGAACUUUGCCACCUACACCUACAAUUAAAAUAUAGUAUACGCUGAUUGUCUUUUAGGUACUGAGAUCAUAUGUGUGUUGGAAAGCCUUGAUUGAAUGAUGUAUUAUUGAUUCUAUUUGGGGUGUGAAAGAUCUGAAUUCUAUGGAUAUAAACUGUACCAUUUUUGGGGGAUUCAAAUAUCCAUUCCAAAAAUUGUGUUCCAAUAUCUUUCUUACCAAUGACAGACAAAAAAAUUAUGAAGCAAAA
This is a messenger RNA of Cannabis sativa, 1407 nucleotides long. RefSeq lists its product as uncharacterized. The transcript is spliced from 8 exons. The coding region runs from base 200 to 1108 and encodes 302 amino acids. The record is from RefSeq and is a predicted model, not a curated record. Lineage: Eukaryota; Viridiplantae; Streptophyta; Magnoliopsida; Rosales; Cannabaceae.